Suillus subalutaceus is the source of this 1318-nucleotide messenger RNA. RefSeq lists its product as uncharacterized. Bases 94 to 981 code for a protein of 295 amino acids. The record is from RefSeq and is a predicted model, not a curated record. NCBI's taxonomy places the organism in Eukaryota, Fungi, Basidiomycota, Agaricomycetes, Boletales, Suillaceae. The transcript has 7 exons.
CAAGUUUCGAAAGCAAAGCCACUUAAUAUUCCAUCCUGCAGGCUACAUCUCGCCGUCUGAUAUAUAUCAUAUAUUGCCUAUCUACCUUGCGUUAUGAUUCUGGGAGACGUUUCUGCUUGUAUAUUCAUCGAUGACCAGGAGCUCCCAGAGUAUGAUGUCGUCGUUUCCAGCACGCCAACAGAGAACAGAAUAACGUGCUGGAUCGCGUCAGCCGAAGGCAAGAAAUUUGGAGUCAGGACGAAGUUCUUAGCCAAGCAGACCUCGGGGUUUAUAACAACCGUCUUUGUUGACGGUGUUAGGUGUCGUUCAUAUGUCGGGUCUCCGGGCUACGUCGGUACGCUGGACCGCACGACCCUGAGCAAUGCUUAUGUCAGAAGAGAUUUUGUGUUCUCCAAACUUGAGCUUACUGAUGACGACUCAAUGCUCGAUGAUCGAACCUCAAACGACAUAGGUCAAAUUGUGAUGGAGGUAGCAUCGGGGAAAUACACCAUGCGUGAACAAGUAGUGGAUUCCCAGAAUGUGAUUGAUCGCACCCUUCGUGUGCCGGAAGGCAAAGUGCAUGAACGCUCCAAGAAGGCAUGCUCUCAUCGUGUCACCUUCGGAGAAGAAGUACCCUGUCACGAACCAGGAGAACCCUUCACCAUCAUACGAGACAAUAGUCCGAAGACUGUCUUCGUAUUCAAGUACACGCGCUUGGACAUCCUGCAGGCAAUGGGAGUAGCACCAUAUACACCAAGUGCGGCAGAGACAGAGGCAGAGGCAAAGGAUCAUAACGAUGAAAUUGAAGUCAUGGAUGGGCCUAACGAGUCCUCGCCCUCAGAUGAUGUCAAGCCACUGGCAAGGAUUCGAGAGCUGGAGAUGGAGCUCCAGCGCUUACGCGCACAAGUAGAGGAUCAGAAGCCCUCGCUUGUCAAGUUGGAACAUGGGGGAUCGCGACGGAAACAAGCUGUUAUGGAGGUUAUUGAUCUCACUGAUGAUUAGCUUCUCUGUAUUUUCUUAGGUUCAGGCUUAUAUGCUACCGCUCUGAGGAACUCGAUUAUUUGCAAGAUGGGGCACGCUACAUGCAUAGUUUCUGUGUGGCUCAAAAUUAUCAUCAUUGUGGAUUCGUGUGGAUGUACAAUGCAUUUGUACAGAACUUCUUAAAAGUCUGUCGCCACCAGUCCUGACGUUACGCUUACGACUUGAAUAAUACUUUCUUAGUAAAUAACUUGUACUUUUGGACACCUUUUUCUACAACCCCUCUAUUCCAAGCCGUAGACUUCGUAUAAUGAUAGGUUGCAUCCCAAGACUUCAGAAAUUCAAUAUCAGUGAGCUCAGG